AUGCCGCGCCCGCCAAACGCGCCCUGGUACCGGGUUGACAAGGCCUUGCCGCAGAUGCAGCGCAACCGAGUGUGGAACGCCAUCCAGGAGAUGUUCAUGCUCAAUUCCGACGCUGGCUCUCUGCGGGAAACAGCGCUCCCAGUCUUCCCCUAUGUGGCCUUCCGUGGUGCAGACGUGGACCUGAAGGGGCAGGCCAAUUCCAUAUCGGCCCUGGCUGAGGCUGCGGGCGCUCUGCAGGUCCAGCAGUGCCCUGGUCAUGUGCUCCAGCGCGUCCUGCCAGCCCGAACGCCAGCAGACGCCAGGGCGACGACCGCACGGCAUGGCUUCAACGACAGCCAGACGCCCGUCCUGAUCGGGUCCCUGGCCGUGCUGAUCCUGCUGGUGCACGGCCCGCCUGGCACCGGCAAGACCAAAACUAUCACGGCCGUCCUGGAUCUCUGGCUGCCUUGCGUCCCUGCUGACUGGGCCCUUGGCUUGUUUUCCGGCUCCAACAAGGGCAUCGACAUGCCAGCUAGGUACCUGGCCGAGGCGGUUCGCGCCAACAAGCUGCACCCGGACUCAUGUUUCCCUCACGCCGCCUUCCGCGUGGGCCGUGACGACCACGUCACAAGCCGGGAGGCCAAGGCGCUCACGCUGGCGGCCAUGUACCAGAAGCAGUACAACUGA
This is a messenger RNA of Prorocentrum cordatum, 666 nucleotides long. The record is from the annotation of a GenBank genome assembly. NCBI's taxonomy places the organism in Eukaryota, Dinophyceae, Prorocentrales, Prorocentraceae.